Pteronotus mesoamericanus is the source of this 795-nucleotide messenger RNA. RefSeq names its product granzyme K (gene GZMK). Gene Ontology annotation, molecular function: serine-type endopeptidase activity. Bases 1 to 795 code for a protein of 264 amino acids. Gene Ontology annotation, biological process: negative regulation of oxidoreductase activity; positive regulation of apoptotic process; proteolysis. NCBI's taxonomy places the organism in Eukaryota, Metazoa, Chordata, Mammalia, Chiroptera, Mormoopidae. The record is from RefSeq and is a predicted model, not a curated record. The transcript is spliced from 5 exons.
AUGACUAAGUUUUCAUCCUUGUCUCUCUUUUUCCUGGUAGCUGGAGCGCAUAUGACUCUGAAGUGCUUCGGCGUGGAGGUCAUCGGCGGGGAGGAAGUGCCACCGCACUCCCGGCCGUUCAUGGCCUCCCUGCAGUACAAGGGCACCCACAUCUGCGGAGGGGUCCUGAUCCACCCGCAGUGGGUGCUGACUGCAGCCCACUGCCACCGCCGGUUUACCAGAUGCCAGUCUUUCAAAGUAGUUUUAGGAGCGCACUCUCUCUCUAAGCACGAGGCCUCCAAACAGACCUUUGAGGUUAUAAAGUUCGUCCCACACCCAGGAUAUGCGUCAGCUCCCGACUCGAAAGAUAUCAUGCUGGUUCAGCUUCACACGGCCGCAAAACUCGACCAGAGUGUCCAGCUGCUCCAACCAAGCACCAAAAAUGAUAUCAGAGCCGGAACAAAAUGCCAGGUCACUGGCUGGGGCGCCACCGACCCAGUGCUCCUGAGCCUCUCUGAUACCCUGCGAGAAGUCACGGUCACUACCAUCAGUCCAAAGCUGUGCAACAGCCCAAGCUAUUACAACCACCACCCCGUCAUAGUUAAAGGCAUGGUGUGCGCAGGCGACGCCAGAGGCCACAAGGACUCCUGCCAGGGUGACUCGGGUGGCCCCCUGGUCUGCAGCGGCGCCUUCUAUGGCCUGGUAUCUGCAGGUCAUAAGUGCGGCAAAGCCAGGAAGCCUGGAAUCUACAUCCUCCUCACCAAAAACUUCCAGGCCUGGAUCAAACGCAGGCUGUCCCCGCCUCCCGCGCACUAG